AGAUGUGUUGUUAUUAUUAUUAUUAGCGGUAAUAGUAUGGAAAAGUUAAAAUGCAAAUUAAAAUGACAGAAUAUGAUGAGACAUAUACAUACUUACAUUUAUAAACUAUUUUCUCUGCCAGUUUUAUCUUCCGACUCUUAUUUUGACACUCCAGACAGGAAGUGGGGCUGUGAUAAUGUUAUGUGUGACUUCACUUCCUGUCAGUGGCUCCGUCCUCUCUGUCUCUCUGUCUCUCUGUCUGUCUCUCUCUGUCUCUCUCUCUGUCUCUCAGGUGAUGGACAAUCAGAAGGAAGCUCUUCGCAGGAUCAUCAGCACAUUAGCCAAUAAGAACGAAGAGCUCCAAAACUUCCUAGAAACUGUCGACAACACACUGACAGGACUGCAGGAGGAGUCAUGUAAGGUGAUGUCAGAGCUGGAGGCGGAACUUGAGCAGCUAAGCUCCGCCCUGGAGGAGAAGGGGGCGGAGCUUCAUGGCGUCAUUAAAGAGGAGAAGCAGAGGAAAGAGGCGGAGCUUCAGAAGCAGCUGUCGGAGGGAAAGUUCGCUUUACUGUCGUGUGAAGAACUGCUCGAGUUCGCAAAUCAAACGCUGACGAUCACCAACGAAGAAGAAUUCCUAAAGGCUGCAAAACAAAUCAAAGAAAGGGUAACCAUGGCUCCAGCGUUCCGGCUGACGACUCGUCUGGCGGUGUCGGAGAACAUGUCGCAAUUUACCGUCGACUUCAGCACGGAGAGGGCGGGGCUUCAACGACUUCACUUCCUGCCAGUUCCCAGAGCUCCAGAGAUCGACGUCUCUAGCUGCGUCGUCUGUGACAACACCAUCACGGUUGCCUGGCGACCGGCUGGUGAGGCCGACAGCGACGGUGACAGCGGACGAAUCGAACGCUAUGAGCUCGAAUACCGAAAAACAAACCGCGACAGCUCGCUGAGAGCAGCAGGAGAGGCAUGCUGGGAAAAAAUCCACGACAUCAGAGAGACACACGUCACCGUGUCAGGUCUGAAGUUUGACUCUCAGUUCGUCGUCGUUCGAGUUCGAGCGAGAAACAAAGCGGCUGCUGGCGAGUUCUCUGAGUCCCUUGCCAUGGAAACCAGAGCGUAUAAUUUUGGGUUUGAUGCGGCGACGGCUCACGCUGAGCUGAAGGUUCAGGGCGACACGGUGACCUGGGAGCCGCAGGGGGUCAAAGGUCACGACCCCCGACUGAGAGGAAAAGAGAAUAAAAGCAGCAGCAGAAGCGCCACGCCUUCACCCAGUAAGACAGCAGGAAGUCGAGCAGGACGCGACCGAUUCGCUGGAGAGUCGUACACAGUGCUUGGUGACCAGGAGAUGAGUGGCGGCUGUCACUACUGGGAGCUCCGCCCCCUGGCUGACUGGAAGUCAUUCAGUGUGGGCGUGGCCUACCGGGCAAGCCUGGGCCGCUUCGACCAAUUAGGCAAGAGCGCCGGUUCAUGGUGUCUCCAUGCCAGCCAAUGGCUGCAGUGCUUGCUCGCUGCGAAGCACAACAACCGAGCGAAGGUGCUGGAUUGGCCGUUGCCUCAACGAAUCGGAAUCUACUGCGACUACGACAAUGGUGUUUCCUGUCGUGCUGAGGUGUUUCCAUACCACACAGUUAUUCCAAAGGUGAUUUAUCGUUCAUCGACGUCGAUCGACAUCGUCUUCUUCACUCCUUCAAAACAAAGUUCAGCCAGCCGCUCGUCCCCGCCUUCACUGUUUGGUGUGGUGGCAUCGCCAUAAUGACGGGCCUGCAGGUGCCGAGCUUCAUGGGUAAUUUCCUCUCCACCAAUCGGAGCCUCAGCAACCUGUCGCAGUAGAUUGAACUUCUACAAUCUUCUGUUUUUUAUUUUGUUAUUUUUGAUAAUUAUCAUUAAUUUAUUAUUUUAAUUUAUAAAUGUUAAUUUAAUAUAAUAAUAAUAUAUUACAUAUAGAAAUUAUUUGUGAAUUGUUGUCGUUAUCAAAUAUUAAUUGAAAAUAGAAAAUAAAUGUGAUCAUAUUUUAAGACCUGUAAUGAUUUAAGGAAAUUUAUUAUAUUGAUUAUUCUUGCCUGCUCUUAUUUUGAAUGUCUUGCCCUGAAGCCAUAGUUUUAGUUUGAGUGCUUUUGAUUUUGAGGAAGUACUAAUAUUGUCUGUUAGCUCAGGCUUUUAUUUUGACUGAUUUUGUAUAACAGGAAAACUUAUUGUUUCUGAAUGGCAGACUUUUAUUUUGAAGAUAGCAGCAGGAAAGACGAUUGUCUGUUCUCUCUGGCUUUUAUUUUGAAGGUGCAACUAGAUGUAAUUUAUUUUGAAAUUCAUGAGGAGGUUCUAUGUUUUAUUUAUGUGAAAGGCUUUUAUUAUGAAAGACCUCAUUAAAUACAGGCUGCGGUCGAAUACUCAAAGUCCCUCCUAUGUCUUUUCCCAAACACUUUUCCCGCUAUGGAAAACGUCAUGAAGUCAAAGAAAGAAAUGAAGGAGAAGUCAUCAGGACUUUAUUAAAACAACUUUAUUAAUAACACAUAUAAGAUAAGUACAGUGACAAACUCAGUGCUUUACAAUUCAAGUAAGGUUUCCUGUCCGAAACAGACUCACACCUCCUAAGAAAGCAUGUAUUCAGUUUAAACAUUUAACCAUCAAUUACUCUGGAAGCAACAACAAAAUAGAUAUUGUUGAAAAUAAAAACAAAAGAAACAGGAGUGAAAUGUUGAAAUAAUAUAAAAGGGAAAGUUGAGGCAUUAAAAUAAUAAAAGGGGCCAGACUCAAUUAUAUCCAGGCAUAAGUGUAUAUAGUUCCCUGGCAGGGGCGCUCUGGACCUUUUUAUACAUUUAUUAAGUAGAGAAGAAUUUAUUUUUUAGUGCAUUCCACAAUGGGGGGAUUUAGCAAAACGACAUUUAUGUAUAUAGUAUUUUGUUAUGAUGAUAUUGUUAACUAAGAUUACUCCUAACAAGAGAUGAAAUCUAUAUUUAUGGAUUUGGAGCUCAGCCAAUCAUGCAAGGAUUUCCAUGCGUUUUGGAUCGUGUUACGAGCAUUAAAUAGGUCUGGUGUUCCUACAUUUACCGACUACGAUGGUGCGUCACUUUAAAUGUUGCUGCCGCAAGGAAUUGUGGGACGGCAUGCUCUCCUUUCCUUUCGUAAAGGACGGUCCAGUGUGUCCUGCUAAAGGAGAUAAGAGAGGAAGCAUUAAAGCACCUUUCCUUAACAUUUAGAGAAUUCGACCAGCUCUUAUCAUGACUCAGAUACUUCUGGGUCAUUUUACUCAGCGGGGAACCUUCCUGAGCAAAAAUGACUAUUCGACCGCAGCCAUAGUGUUGUGCAUUCCUAAUGGAUUUUAUUUUGAAGGUUAACAUAGAACUUCCUGUCAUUUUAACCAAAUUACUGUCUUUUAUUUUUAAAGAUAAAUAUGAAUAUCUUUUUCUCGUUUUUUCACUCGUUGUUGGGAAUCAGGAUGUAAUUUAUUUUCAGUUUUUAUUAAAUGUUCAUAUCUGACCAGGAAUCAGAGCUCAUUUAUACUGAAAAUAUAAUAUUGUAUUUAUUGAUCCAUCAUGUGUGUAGAUGUCACAUCUGACCUGAAAUCAGCUCUGAUUUACUGUUUUAUAUUGACAUAAACGUUUUGAUAAACUGUGAAAACAAUAAGAUAAAAUUUAAAACUGUGGAAAUAAACAUUAAACAUUUUCAAAAAUG
Siniperca chuatsi (mandarin fish) is the source of this 3645-nucleotide messenger RNA. It is a transcript of the gene fsd1l, whose product is annotated as fibronectin type III and SPRY domain containing 1-like. NCBI's taxonomy places the organism in Eukaryota, Metazoa, Chordata, Actinopteri, Centrarchiformes, Sinipercidae. The coding region runs from base 176 to 1729 and encodes 517 amino acids. Gene Ontology annotation, molecular function: protein binding. The transcript has 14 exons. The record is from RefSeq and is a predicted model, not a curated record.